This is a messenger RNA of Lotus japonicus, 1692 nucleotides long. Its product is annotated as GATA transcription factor 24-like. Gene Ontology annotation, biological process: regulation of DNA-templated transcription. NCBI's taxonomy places the organism in Eukaryota, Viridiplantae, Streptophyta, Magnoliopsida, Fabales, Fabaceae. Bases 158 to 1213 code for a protein of 351 amino acids. The record is from RefSeq and is a predicted model, not a curated record. The transcript has 10 exons. Gene Ontology annotation, molecular function: protein binding; sequence-specific DNA binding; zinc ion binding.
AUUUUGUUAUUAGCGUCUUCAUUCGAUCUCCUUCUCGAACCUUCUCUCACCUCCCGAAUUCAAUUCAUUCAUGGAGACUGAGUCUGUGUCUGAGUUCGAUCCAUGGAGCUAGCUUCCAAAUUAGGGUUCCUACUCCUGUCCACAAAUUCAGAAAUCGAUGGCGGCCGUGAAUCCACCACAGCCUCUGCAGUUCGAGGACCCUGCGAUACCGCUCGACGACGACGACGGUGCUGCCGGUGAUGAUGAUGAUGCUAUGGAUGAGUUGGAGGAGGCGGAUGUCAAUCCAGUGAGCGUUGCAGUGAGUGCGAAUCACGAAGCAGUUGUUUUGCCUUCGCGUACUAGUGAGCUCACUCUCUCUUUUGAGGGUGAGGUUUAUGUCUUUCCCGCUGUCACACCUCAGAAGGUGCAAGCCGUUUUGCUGCUUUUGGGAGGACGUGAUGUGCAGGCAAGCAUGUCUACAGUUGAAGUACCACUUGAUCAAAGUAACAGGGGGACGGAUGGCAAUCCAAAGCGUUCAAACCUUUCACGAAGAAUAGCUUCCUUGGUCAGGUUCCGUGAAAAACGCAAGGAAAGAUGUUUUGACAAGAAAAUUAGGUACACCGUGAGAAAAGAGGUGGCACAGAGGAUGCAUCGGAAGAAUGGCCAGUUUGCAUCCUUGAAGGAAGGCCCAGGUUCAUCUAAUUGGGAUUCUGCUCAGAGUUCUGGUCAAAAUGGCACUCCUAAUUCUGAAUCUCUACGUAGAUGUCAACAUUGUGGUGUCAGUGAAAAUAACACUCCUGCAAUGCGCCGUGGCCCUGAUGGACCUAGAACUUUAUGCAAUGCAUGCGGCCUUAUGUGGGCUAAUAAGGGGACACUCAGAGUUCUCAGGAAAGGAGGAAGAAGUAUUUCUGUUUUGCAAAGUGAACCGGACCUUUCUAUUGAUGUCAAGCCUACUGUUCUUCCAGGGGAAUUGCCUGUCAUCCAAGAUGAGCAAGGUAUUUCUGAAGAUCCUUCUGAGGCCGUUGCUGCUGAAGUUUCUAACAAUCGUGCUGUGAACCCCGGUGAUGAGGGUGAUUUACUUGUUCAGGAAUUGCCUGAAUCUGCAGAUCACUUUAAGAACUCUCUGCCACUGGAUAUUAGUCAUUCUUCGCCAAAUGAUGAUGAGCAGGAACCUCUGGUUGAACUUUCUAAUUCUUCAGACACAGAUAUUGACAUUCCUGGAAGCUUUGAUUAAAAGGUCCCAAGAGAUUCAUCACGUCUGUGAUUUUAUACAGGCUCUCUGUAAUAUAUUGUUCAUGUACUAAUAAGAUGCACAGAUCUAGAAGCAGUGAUACAAGACAAUUAAGAAAAUUUGGGUUAUGACCAAAUUUAACACUCACAAAUGGAAUGGCCAUUCUCUGAUGAGCAAGUGUAGAGAAGCUCUGCUGUUCCCGCCUAACAUUAAGGAGUCUGCAAUAUUGUUUGUGUAUAUGUCAUCCGUUGAUCUUCCUUGACUGUUUAUAUCAUGAAAUACUAAUUAGCUAGGGCUCAUGUUAAUAAAAUGCCCCUGACUCUGAUAAUUUAGUUCAGAUCAAAGCAUUGAGACAAUAAAUCUAAGAGAUGAAACUAUGGCGAUAUGCUGUGCCACUCAAUGGAUCAAAGCAUUGAUACCAUAGAAAUAGACUUGUUUCGAACUUCUGUACAUGUACUUGUAAAUAAAUAUAGUUUGUCUUA